Molecule: messenger RNA, 3888 nt
Organism: Electrophorus electricus (electric eel)
Lineage: Eukaryota; Metazoa; Chordata; Actinopteri; Gymnotiformes; Gymnotidae
Source: RefSeq, a predicted model, not a curated record
CACAGUGAGCUGCUCUGACACGGUGAGAGAGAGCGAGAGAGAGAGAGAGAGAGAGAAGGAGAGAGAAGGUGAGAGAAGGAGAGAGAAAUGAGAAUCACAACCCCGCCAUCUCAGCAGCUCGCCGCAGAGAUCCCCAGGCGAGAGAGGAGAGUCGUGCUCAGCCAUCUUGCAGUGAAAAAAAACACGGGGAGGCACGGGAGGUCGACGCCACCGCCGUUUGACAGACAGAGAGUGAAGCAAGAAAAAAAGAGGCGGUUUUUGUGACGAGAGCCCAACGGUAGAAAGCCUAUUAGCUUUUUAGGGGGCUUCAGCAGUAGGAGGUGUAGACCCCUGCCGAUUCUCCAACGCCCUGACGAGUGGAGAAGUGACGAGGAGUGAAGAAGACAGCGGGCGAAGGGAGGAACUGUUGGGGUUAGUGAGGGAGGAGUUGUCUUUUCCUCAUAGUGUCACUAGUGAGGAGGCAGGAGCGAGUGCGUGUGGUCUCCCGAGAGAGAGCGAACGAGCGGGAGGGGGCCGGCUGACAGUGUGACAGGAAGAGCCAGACAGACAGGCGAUGUGCUGUUGACUGGAGUAUGCUACAGACUAUUUACGAGGGCGACUCCUGUUUCUCUGCAGACGGCUUCGGCAAACACCGGCUGCCUCUGGUCCUCCACGACGGCGACAUGCACAACGUCAACAACUCAGUGGACGUGAAGCCUGAGGUGCCCUUGGUUCUGGAGCCGGCAUCUCCACUGGACCUGCGGACGGACGGCAGGAUGCUGUCACUGGGCUCGGACCCGAGCAUGUGGGAAAGGCAGCUGCAGCAGGAACUGCUGCUCAUCCAGAAGCAGCAGCAGAUGCAGAAACAGCUGCUCAUCGACGAAUUCCAGAAGCAGCACGAGAGCCUGAUCCGCCAGCACCGGGCCCAGCUGCAGGAGCACCUGAAGCUGCAGCAGGAGCUCCAGGCGAUGAAACAGCAGCAGGAGAAGUUGGAGAAGGAGAGGAAGCUGGAGCAGCAGAACCAGGAGAGGGAGCUGGAGCAGCACCGGCGCCAGCAACAGAUCAUCCUCCUCAGGAGCAAGGAGCGCGCGCGAGAGAGUGCAGUGGCCAGCACAGAGGUGAAACAGAAGCUCCAGGAGUUCCUUCUGAGUAAAUCCACAAAGGACACAGCACCCAAUGGGUCAUGCCAUGCACUGACGCCAAACUCAAAACUCUGGUUCACGACCUCCCAUCACACCUCCCUGGAGCAGAGUUCACCUCCUCUAGGAGGAGUGUUACCCUCUUCCAAGUUCCCCCUGCCCUCCCUACAUGACAACAGAGACGAUUUCCCCUUGAGGAAAACAGCCUCAGAGCCGAAUCUGAAGAUGCGUUCAAGGUUGAAGCAGAAGGUUGCGGAGAGGAGGAGCAGUCCUCUUCUGAGGAGGAAGGAGGGACCCAUCAUGACGCCCUUCAAAAAACGAGCCCUGGAGCUCCUGGAGUACACAGCCAGCAGCAGUGCCCCUGGCUCAGGCCCCAGCUCUCCAAACGGUGCCUCCAGUGCCCUGGGGUCUGAAAACGGACUGUCAUCACUCCCAACCACCACUCGCACUGAGCGUUGGCCCUCACAGUCCAAGCUGCUGGGCCCCGAAGCCUCUACGUCCAUGCUGAGUCUUUACACGUCACCAUCUCUGCCUAACAUCACGCUGGGUCUCUCAGCCAACUCCUCCCCAUUGGGCGCUGGCCUGGGGCUGAAGGAGAAGCGUGGUGAAGGUGGUGGAGUGCUGGCCAUCCGGCAGGGUUUGCCCACUCAGCUCCUGGGUCCUGUGGCCCUUCCUCUCACGCUGGAGCCCAAAGCAAGCAGCAGCCAGCAGGCACUUCUGCAGCACCUCCUGCAAAAGGAGCAGCUCCGCCAACAGAGGAUCCUCUCCACUGGCCAGAGUGUAGUGCCGGUGCACCCUCCGUCUCCGCUGGCCAUGAAGGAGCACUCGGUGGGAGGCGUGAGGCCCAAGCUGCCUCGCCACCGCCCCCUGAACCGCACCAAGUCUGCCCCGUUGCCCCAGAGCAUGCUGGCCCAGCUUGUUAUCCAGCAACAGCAUCAGCACUUCCUUGAGAAGCAGAAACAGUAUCAGCAGCAGGUCCACAUCAAUAAGAUGCUGUCUAAGUCCAUUGAACAGCUGCGACAGCCUAACAGCCACCUGCACGAGUCAGAGGAGGAAGAGGGGAGAAACCUGUACGAGCAAGCCAUGCAGGACAGCCCGCCCUCUGCUGGAGUCAUCCGGAAGUGCAGCCCAAGCCACAGCAGCAGGAGCAGCAGUGCGAGUUUGCUUAGUGAAGAGGUCGAUGCUCACCCCGGGGUUAUUAAAGUGAAAGAGGAGCCAGCAGACAGUGACAGUGAAACACAGGCCAGAGAGAGCCUGGCUGAAAAGCAGAGCACUUACCUUCACCAGGUCAAAGGAAGCCUGGUAAUACGGGCCAUGAUCUGAUCUUAGGCAUGAGCAGAUGCACUUACUCACACACUCACACACUCACACACACACACACACACGCGCGCGCACACACACACACACACACACAGGCAUGCACGCAUGCACGCACACCACCCACAUGCUCAGAGCCUCCACCUCAAGCCCUUCUGGACCGUUUUCAUUUGUGAACUUGUGAAGUGAUCUCUGUAUUGUAUGUUGUAAUGUUCUGUACAUAAUACGAUGAAGAAGAAAAUAUAGAAAAUCCAUCAUGGUAAAUCUUUUGAAAUCUGAAGAGAAGUCUUUCUUUGUUAGAGGUAUUUUGAAAUGUAAUUACUGCCCUUUCUACUUUCUGUCCACCAACUGGAGAAGAGCUGCACCAAGCUCCUGUAUAAUAAUCACUCUCUUUUCAUGCUCUUUUGAAAUUUGCGUAGCUUUAAUUUUGGAUGAAUUCCAUUAUUAUGACCUACUUCAGUUUCAGACUGCAACAGCCUAACACGUCACCUGCAGAGGGUCUCUGUUAACCGUCACUUCCGUGUUCAUCGCGAGGGGACGGAGGAGGUGAAGUGCAGUGCCGGCCUUGUUGCUGUACCUGCUGCGAGAGGUGUUGUAGAGCAGGUCUAGGAUCUGCUCUGCGCUCUGCUUGCCCCAAUAACCCCCCCCUCGGGAGGCCUGAAUCAAAGCUGCCGCCCUAGACUCAGAGCAGAGUGCGGCUCCUCGGCCCAGGCGCAAGGUGGGGGGGGCUCGAGCAGGAAAUGCCUGGUGGAAGCCAGGAAUCAGAGUGAUUCAUGAGAGCAGGAAUGCUGGGAGAGGAUGAGUCCGCCUCCACCGAGUCCAAGAGGCCAGCCGUGAGCCCUGAUUUACUGCUGGGGCAAAUUACAAAGAGAGUGGGGAAACAGUGGAGGGAGCCCCCUUUUUAAAACCAAUCAUUUCCUCCUUUUCCCCCAGCGACAUGUUUACCUCCACAUGCAGGUUUGAUGUUUGACAGAAAAGGACGAUUGUUCCUCUCUCGCUUUCCGUCUGUCGGCCCCUCCCAAGGUACGUCUGCUCACCGCUGUCGGUUUCCCCUCUCAAAGUGCCCGGCUAAGCGUAGUGUUACGGAACACGCAGGUCUCUGGUUGUCUGCAUCGCUUGUCCGUGGCCAACAUCGUUCCUGUUCACAGCCAUUACGUGUCCUGUGUUUGUAUUGUCUACAUAAAAGCAUUAGUGUGGAUAAUGCAUGUGAGGUCCUAUAAAUCAACACUGCCACAUAGAGGAAUACUUGUUCACUAUGAAAUAAUUUUCGCCGCGUGAAUGAUCGUACUGUCUGUUAAGGCAAAGCAUUCUGAGCAGGCCUGUCCAUGUCCUUUUCUGCUGUUCCUCUGUUCUGGCUCUGUCAACAUGUUCUCUUUGUAUCUGUUUGUAUGUGAUGCCUUCUUGCCUUGUCACAAACUUCCUUCUUUUUAAAAUAAAGUCCAUUCUCAGCUGA